Molecule: messenger RNA, 2212 nt
Organism: Jaculus jaculus (lesser Egyptian jerboa)
Lineage: Eukaryota; Metazoa; Chordata; Mammalia; Rodentia; Dipodidae
Gene: Ly6g5b
Product: lymphocyte antigen 6 family member G5B
Cellular component (GO): external side of plasma membrane
Source: RefSeq, a predicted model, not a curated record
AUCUGGGUAAUGGUUGUAAUAUAGAGCAGGACAGAAUUACUAGAUUGGAUGUGGGGAUUAUAAUAAAAAGGAAAUGGUUUCAAAGGCUAGAAACACAUGUUUUCUGGGGUAUCAUGGCUGUCUUUAUUCUGUAGACACUUUAUCGGCAAGAAUGUGUGAGUUUUACUUUACCAAGGGAGUGUGAAAUAGAACUGGAGAAGUCCAAAAUUGAUGCUCAGUGGUUUCUGUGCCCCUGUUGGGGGAGCUGAGACGUGUCCCUCUCAAAGGGUUGGGAGCACUUGUAGCUAGCCUCUCCCAGCACAGUGGACGUUGGCCUUGUUGUGUAGGAAGAUAGCAGAUGGUGCCAAAGACAGUAAUGCCUAGCCCUUGAGGUGAAAGGUAAGUCUGGGGGGCGGGGCACAUCAGACAGACAACUGGAUAAAGAUUAGCUGGUGCCAGGUUUGUCCCUGUCUGGGCACUGUUCCCACACUUGGGAACCAGACCUUGUGGAUGAGAACAUGCCAUUCUUCCUGCCAGAUUGAUAACUUCCUCCCAACCAGGGUCCUUACCUGGGCAGGAAUACAUAGAGUUGCUGCACAUGCAGCAUCUCCCUCCAGACUGCUUGUCAAACCACCCUGUAGCUCAGGGUCAAGAGCGUGGUCUUGGGAAGGUGGAGCACCGGGCUGUUCCACAGCAGCUGCCCCUCUCCCCUGAAUUCCAUGAUGAAAGCCUGCAUGCUUGUAGGUGUGCUGGUCAUUGUAGGCUUUGCAGUGGGAAAGGCUCGUGUUUCUGAUGGGUCCUGCCACUUCUGCCUCUUAGAAGACCUUGCAGUGGGAUGCGUUUCCAGCUUAGAGAAGUGCACCAUCAGCAGUUCCUCCCCAUGCAUGGUGAUCACCAUCUACCAAGACAUUAAGGCUCACUUCAGCAUCCGAGGCUGUGGACAACACAACUACCGCUGUCAAGAAAAAUGCAACACCUGUGUGUCAGAGUAUUGAUGUCAGGCCCAGUGCUGUCAGUACAACUACUGCAGGGCCAGGGCCCAGCUCCAGAGCUCCCUGCCUGAGUCCCCCAAGAGGACUCUGCCCCUGACCACCUCCCAGGUGUGCCAGUGUUACCAGGUCUUGAACUUUUUAUUGUCCCUGCUGAGCUUCCCAGCUGGGAAGGAACCUGAGGGCCUGGGCCUCCUGGUCACCCUGUCCUUAGAGCUGGGCUUGUCCAUUGCUGACCUGUACCACAUGUGCUUGUUCCUCAACAUUUCUGGACUUCUGGUUCUUCCCCAGGCAGUACCCUGACUGCUUCUGUGCAUGAACACCUGGCCCCUAUACUGCCCUUGGAGAACACACAUCUGGGUUGUAGGAUCCCUUAGGCCUCCCCUUAUACCUCCAGCUUCUUUCUCCUAGAAAAGAGUAUCAAGUAUGGAUUCUAUCCUGGCUGACCCAAGAAAAGCACAGAUUCCCAUGAGUGAUUACCAUUUCCCAGUCCCUUUAUUCUGAUCACCUGCCACUGCCCCUCAGACGUAGCCUGUCCUCAUCACAGGCCUGUCUCUAGACUGACAGGUACCUUGCAGCAGGAUUUCCUGUAUCACAACUCAUUUCACACACUUACCAGCCUCUCCACCCAGGUCUGCUGGCCAGGCCUCAUCAGUUUCUGGCCUUCUCAGCCUCUUGGCACUGUGAGUGCUGACACCCAUGUCCAUUGGUUCCUGAUGAGAAGAGAGGGUUAGGGUCUGUCCUGCUCUGCUCUGCUUUGCAUACCACUUGGCCUCCACAAUAAACCAGGAGUAGGUUAAAUGUGUGUCACAUUGUGGGGUCAGGCUCAGAUGUGGGCAUAUGUAAACAUGCUAAAGAGUACAUAUGGGAUUCAAGCAGGAUUACCAACCCCUGCCCAUUCUAUUUGGGUUUUUCUUUUGACUUUUCAAACUGCCUCAGGCCAUAUAUGUCCUAUUCUCACUUAAAGAUCAAAGUGUAAUGAUUGACUCCCCACCUUAGCCCUAACCCUGCAAAACGUGGGAUACCAGCCCACGUGGUACCAGGAUUUUCACUUCAAAGAAUAAUUUUGUUAAGCCAGAAGGCCUAAGGAGCUCAUACCCCUGUCCCAGCAACCUACAUCAGGGAUCCUUUAUGCCCAGAACCCUUUCUGUGUGAGGCACAGGGGGAUAUGCAGAGAACACUGGUGGGCUGUAGGUUUUGUUUGUUUUGAGGUACAGUCUCACUAUAGCCCAGCUGACCUGGAA